CAGAAUUCAGGGCUUUUUUCCACCGUUGUUCUGCCUUGCUCUGUUAGUAUCAGAAACAUGGCGGAAAGCGAAUUGAACAUUGACAGUCUCAUAUCUCGACUACUGGAAGUGCGAGGAUGUCGUCCAGGGAAGGUUGUACAGAUGACAGAGGCUGAGGUGAGGGGGCUCUGCAUCAAGUCCAGAGAGAUUUUCCUCAGUCAGCCAAUACUGCUAGAACUGGAGGCUCCACUCAAAAUCUGCGGUGAUAUCCAUGGACAGUACACAGACUUGCUGAGGCUAUUUGAGUAUGGCGGUUUCCCACCUGAGGCCAACUAUCUGUUCUUGGGAGAUUACGUGGACAGGGGGAAGCAGUCGCUGGAGACCAUCUGCCUUCUGCUCGCCUACAAGAUCAAAUAUCCAGAAAACUUUUUCUUGCUGAGGGGGAACCACGAGUGUGCCUCCAUCAAUCGCAUCUACGGCUUCUAUGAUGAGUGCAAGCGCAGGUUCAACAUAAAGCUCUGGAAGACCUUCACAGACUGUUUUAACUGUCUGCCCAUUGCUGCGAUUAUUGAUGAAAAGAUUUUCUGCUGCCAUGGAGGGCUCUCACCUGAUCUACAGUCCAUGGAACAAAUUCGGCGCAUUAUGAGACCCACUGAUGUCCCAGACACAGGGUUGCUGUGCGACCUGCUGUGGUCAGAUCCAGACAAAGACGUCCAGGGCUGGGGGGAGAACGAUCGGGGAGUUUCCUUCACCUUUGGGGCCGAUGUGGUCAGCAAGUUUCUCAACCGUCACGACCUGGACCUUAUCUGCCGAGCACAUCAAGUUGUUGAAGACGGUUAUGAGUUCUUUGCCAAGCGACAGCUGGUAACGCUGUUCUCUGCCCCCAACUACUGCGGGGAGUUUGACAAUGCAGGUGGCAUGAUGAGUGUUGACGAGUCCCUUAUGUGCUCCUUUCAGAUCCUGAAGCCGUCAGAAAAAAAAGCAAAAUACCAGUACGGCGGGGUGAAUACAGGACGCCCUGUCACCCCGCCUCGCACCGCGCAGGCACCAAAAAAGAGGUGAGCGGCUGGCUCUGACUCUCCUGCUCUUCCCCCGGUCGAUCACUGGCCCACGUCCCUACUGGCUGCCUCAAACACUCCAGCCUUCUCUCGGUCAGCUUGUUCGUGUGAAAAAAGAAAAACUCCAGGAGUGUCUUUUGCUUGUUCUGUGGGUAUUUUUAUGAACUUGUGUUUUUCGAUUUCUUAUUUGAUGCCAUGGUCUGCAUUAACUUCCUGCUACUCACUCCAUUCAGCAAUAUUUAAACCAAACUCUUGUGGAAUGGGCAAGAUGUUAAGAAAAGAUGCUUCUCUUCCUUCACAUUAACAAUUUCCAUAGUGAUUUUGUGAAUGCAUGCACGCUUGUGAGAUUGAGAUGGGUUCUUUGCUCUAGUCAAUGUAAAAUUCACAAAUUCUCACAGACAACAGGGCUAAUUGUUUCUCGUCCUACUGCCAUUGUACACUUCUAUGCUGGAUGAAGUGCUACAGUGCUUCAUGGAAUAGUUUUACAUUUUGGGAAAUAUGCUUAUAUGCUUUCUUAUAAAGAGUUGUAUAAGGAAGUCUCCACCACUCUCCUUUCUGUCAAAUAGGAAACUAACAUUAGCAGCUGGCUAACUUAGCACAAAGACUGGAAACGGGGAAACGGUUAUUCUGGCUCCGUUAACUGCAACAACAUCCACCUACCAGCAACACAGUGUUUGUUUAAUCCAUUUCUUUUGUAUGGAGUAAACAAACUUGAAGAAGAAACGUGAAGCAUUAAUCUUAUCUACAUUAACUCUCGGCAAGAAGGCAAUUGAACAUAUUUUCCUUUACGUAUUGCAAGUUAGAGAUUGCUAUGACUUUCCCUUCGACUUAAGAAUGUUUUAUCCUCAAAGAGAUAUUGAUAAUAUUUUGAUGAUGCAAGAAAAAUAUUGCAAACAUCUUGCAAUCUUUACUAGGACAUUCAUAUUCAGUAGAUGCUCUAAAUUAGAUCAGAUUUUGAUUACUGAUGUAAACUGGUUUUAUGUGUGAACCAAACAUCAGUAAAUUGAUUACAUAAGGUGUGUAGAAUAGUAGAGACGGAUGAAAACUAUGGCAGAACGUGUGGUAAAGUACAGGAUUUAAAAGGUGACAUUCAUGUUCACCUCUCAUACACUGAACAUUGUUACGCUUCCAGUUAGGCCUGUGACGAUAACUACUAAUGUUGGAUGAUGUAUUAUCCCAGAAAUAAUUGUGAUUUCUUAUUAUAAUCAUAUUAAUGUAUUGAUAUUUUAAGAUACUUUGCCAUUUAUAUAAGGAUAAUUUAAUAGCGUAAUGCGUGUAUAACCAUUCGAAGAGCAAUGUGCAAGUCUUGUAAUUGGGAAAACCUGUUUAUUCCGGCAUGUUGGCUAAAAUGUUGAUCACAUUCUUAUGUAAACAAGCAUGCAUGUAAACAAUGGAGUAUUGAGGUCAGCAAAAAUAAAUGAUGUCAUGUCAAUUUAUCAUAGAAGUUCACCAUGUAAAACUUAUUGAGGUUAUGUCCAUAUAUUGUAUAAUUAUCGUAACAGGCCUACGUCAUUGCAUGCCAUUGUAAAGGGUUCAAAAUCAUCAAGGCAAGACGAUGUUUUUUUGAUUAUUGUUGGCUAGUUAUAUUGGUAAUAUUUCCAACUCCUUAAUGAACACUGAACCAACGUAUCUUUUUAUUUAUUUAAAUCUUGCCUUUUGCUUUGUAAAUGUAUUGGUCUUCAAGUUAGAAACAGUAUGUUCAGAUGUUUUGAGAUUUGUACGAGUUUGUUUGAAAUGAGUGAAAUAAAAGGUGUUAAGCCUG
Messenger RNA from Cyclopterus lumpus (lumpfish), 2799 nucleotides. RefSeq names its product serine/threonine-protein phosphatase PP1-beta catalytic subunit-like. Gene Ontology annotation, biological process: circadian regulation of gene expression; regulation of circadian rhythm. The transcript has 8 exons. The record is from RefSeq and is a predicted model, not a curated record. Lineage: Eukaryota; Metazoa; Chordata; Actinopteri; Perciformes; Cyclopteridae. The coding region runs from base 58 to 1041 and encodes 327 amino acids. Gene Ontology annotation, cellular component: cytoplasm; nucleus. Gene Ontology annotation, molecular function: protein serine/threonine phosphatase activity.